Archocentrus centrarchus (flier cichlid) is the source of this 2919-nucleotide messenger RNA. Its product is annotated as sorting nexin-13-like. The record is from RefSeq and is a predicted model, not a curated record. NCBI's taxonomy places the organism in Eukaryota, Metazoa, Chordata, Actinopteri, Cichliformes, Cichlidae. Gene Ontology annotation, molecular function: phosphatidylinositol binding. Gene Ontology annotation, cellular component: early endosome.
GACCCUUGCCAUAUUCUACCUGGCCUUUUAUAUCUUCUGCUUCAUUGGAGGGGGCUUUGCGGUCACUUUGCUUUAUGGAAAGAUCAACUCCGAGAAACACCUGGAAAAGUGCGAGCACUCGUACUUGCCACCCACACAAAUUGGUAUACUGAAGACGUUGGAUGAGAUGAAACUGGAGAUAAAGCCUAUAAAGAUUGACCGGAGACUGACUGGGUCUAGUUUCAUAGAUGAACCACUACAACAGGUAAUCCAGUUUGCACUGAGAGACUACAUCCAAUACUGGUACUACACUUUAAGCGAAGAUGAGUCCUUCUUAUCAGAGAUCAGGCAGACGCUGCAGAAUGCCCUUGUCCAGUUCUCCACACGGUCCAAAGAGGUGGACUGGCAGCCUUACUUUACCACUCGCCUGGUGGACGACUUUGCUACCCAUUUACGUGUUUUCAGAAAAGCCCAGGAUCGCCAUGGUGACAGAGAAGACAAGCAAAGGGACAUAACAGAAGAGCUGGUGGAGUCUUUCUUUGAGGCUGAGAUGGAAAUGGAAAGGAAGAUUUGUCGAGAUGUUGUGUGCACUUCACGCAAAGAUGAAGAAGGGUUUCUUCGGGACUUGUGUGAGUUGCUUCUGUACUUGUUACUACCUCCUGGAGAUUUCCACAACAAGAAUAUGAGAUACUUCCUAAGGGAGGUGCUGGCGCGUGGUGUCCUGCUUCCACUGAUCAACCAGCUGAGUGACCCAGACUACAUCAACCAGUUUGUGAUAUGGAUGAUUCGGGAUAGCAGCUGUAACUAUGAAGCUUUCAUGAACAUCCUCAAGUUAACAGACAAGCCAGCUGAGCUGGAAGCCGUUAAAGACAAGGUGCUGGAGGAGCUGCAGUAUCUACGCUCCCUGGACACUGCUGGAGAUGACAUUAAUGUGAUCAAGAACCAGAUCAACAGUCUUCUGUUUGUGAAGAAGGUGUGUGAGACCAGGAUCCAGAGACUGCAGUCUGGCAAGGAGGUUGAUGCCUUGAAGUUGGCAGCCAACUUUGGAAAGCUUUGUGUCAUUCCGCUGGAUCACAUUCUUGUCCACAACAUAGCCCUGCAGUUUUUUAUGGACUUCAUGCAGGCAGCGGGGGCCCAGGCCGAGCUGUUCUUCUGGCUUACAGUGGAGGGAUACAGGGUGACAGCACAGCAGCAGCUGGAGGCCAUGCAGGGCUGGCAGAAAGAUGGCAAGAAGCAGCCUAGUGCCACCAAGGGGCUUCUGAAAGCAGCUGCACUGGGUGUCUAUGAGCAGUACCUCUCUGAAAAGGCAUCCCCCAGGGUGCACGUGGACGAGGCAUCACUAGCAAGACUUGGGGAGAAGCUACGGAAAGACGAUCCCACACCAGAAAUAUUUGAUGAAAUCCAGAGAAAGGUGUAUGACAUGAUGCUACGUGAUGAGUGCUAUUACCCAUCCUUCAAGCAGAGCCCUCUUUAUGUCCGCAUGUUAGCAGAGCUGGACAUGUUGAAAGAGCCAAGCUACCGAGGGUCUGAUGAUGGCGAUGGAGAGUCCUUCAAUGGUUCUCCAACAGGAAGCAUAAACCUAUCUUUGGAUGACUUGCCCAAUUCCUGCCAUGAUGAAUCUAUGCACCUUCUUGCCUUCAUCUCUGACACAGCUGAUGCUUGUCUCCCCGGCUUUUGGGGUGCUGCAGUGUGCAAUGACCACGGUAAGACCUACGCACUGUACGCCAUCACUGUGGUUAGACGCAACCAAGAUGGCAGUGAGGAAUCCUGGAAGACCUACCGCCGCUACUCAGACUUCCAUGACUUCCAUAUGAGAAUCACUGAACAGUUUGAGAACCUGGCAUCAAUCCUCAAACUGCCGGGGAAGAAAACUUUCAAUAACAUGGACAGAGACUUCUUGGAGAAGAGAAAAAAAGACCUCAAUGCUUACCUACAGUUGCUGCUGAACCCAGAGAUGGUGAAGGCCUGCCCAACUCUGAUCCCCUAUGUGUAUGACUUCCUAGAGAACAAGGCCUACAGCAAGGGCAAAGGAGAGUUUGCACGGAAGAUAGACACAUUUGUGAAUCCUCUACGGAGCUCCAUGAGAAAUGUAUCCAAUGCAGUUAAAGCCCUCCCAGACAGUUUGGCAGAGGGAGUGACCAAAGUCUCUGACAACAUGGGUCGCAUGUCAGAAAAACUGGGUCAAGACAUCAAACAGUCCAUACUGAAGGUGCCUCCACUCCUCCCCAAGUCUGACAUCGACCCUGAACACUGUCGAGUCUCUGCACAGCUCGAUGACAAUGUGGAUGAUAAUAUUCCACUCCGGGUAAUGCUGCUGCUGAUGGAUGAGGUGUUUGAUCUUAAAGAGAAAAACCAGUGGCUGCGCCGGAACAUUAAGAACCUUCUGCAGCAGCUCAUCAGGGCCACAUAUGGAGACACAAUCAACAGGAAAAUAGUGGAUCAUGUGGACUACCUGACGUCGCCAGAGCAGGUGGCAGAUUAUGUUAAAAAAUUCAGGGAUUCUUACUGGCCCAAUGGUAUUCUAGCUGAGACCCCGCCCCGCCGGGACAAGAGCAUCCGCAUGAGGACACGAGUAGCUGCCAAAACCAGCCUGCUGGGAAUCAUGCCAGACGAGCUGAAGCACAUCAUCGGAGCCGAUACCACAAGAAAGGGCAUCCUCCGUGUCUUUGACAUGUUUCAGUACCAACCCAUGAACCGUCGGUUAGUCUACGUUUUCCUGGAGGGCUUCUUGGAGACCAUGUUCCCUCAGUACAAAUUCCCAGAGCUCUUUGUCAAGCUACACUCCCGCUCGCCACGCAUCCACAGAUACAACCAGAAACUGAAAUCCACCUCCCUCAAGAGGUGACACGAGAGGAGAGAGGCAACAGGACAAGGGCCAACUAGACACACAGAGAUUUGAGAGCUGAGGGUGUGAGUGGUGGUGGGGUUUUUUUUGGGGGG